This is a messenger RNA of Cynara cardunculus var. scolymus (artichoke), 3360 nucleotides long. Its product is annotated as FT-interacting protein 1. The record is from RefSeq and is a predicted model, not a curated record. The transcript has 3 exons. The coding region runs from base 236 to 3223 and encodes 995 amino acids. Lineage: Eukaryota; Viridiplantae; Streptophyta; Magnoliopsida; Asterales; Asteraceae.
AUUGCAAUGGCUGCACACUUGCUUUCUCUCUCCACUUCUUCUCUUUUGGCUUCAAGCUGAUUCAAAAAGCCUGUCAGAUCCUUGAUACUAUUUGCCCUAUCUUCAACAUAAUCUACAAAUCGGGAACAGCAACCCUUCUUCUACAGCUUCAUACAGAUGUUAGAGCUCCCAGUUUUGUUGUCUGAAAAGGGUUCAUUUGAGUGAUCUAUCAUUUAUCGGUAGUUGAAUUUCCGGCAUGAAUACGAAUCUUAAGCUCGGAGUAGAUGUAGUUGGAGCCCAUAAUCUUCUCCCGAAAGACGGUCAAGGUUCAUCGAGCGCAUUUGUUGAGCUUUAUUUUGAUGGUCAAAAGUACCGAACAACAGUUAAGGAAAAAGACCUGGACCCGGUUUGGGAUGAGAGCUUCUACUUCAAUAUCUCUGACCCUGGAAUCCUCCCGAAUCUCACGCUCGAUGCCUUUGUGUACAACAAUGUCAAAGGUACUCAUUCGAGGUCGUUUCUAGGUAAAGUUUCCAUAGCUGGAACUUCGUUUGUUCCGUAUUCCGAUGCUGUCGUCUUGCACUACCCUUUAGAGAAACGCGGGAUCUUUUCUCGUGUUAGAGGAGAACUCGGGCUUAAGGUUUAUAUCACUGAUGAUCCGACCAUAAAGUCUUCUGACCCGGUUGUUAGCAUGGCACGGAACUCUCAAACGCACCCCGAAUCGGUUCAGGAGCCCGUAAAAAAAAGUGAGACGAGACACACCUUUCAUCAUCUCCCUCAUCCGACCCAAGCUCCGGCCAAUGCCGCCGUUCCCGCUGCCCCGCCGCCUAUGAUGAGAUAUGGGUAUGAACAGAUAAAACCCAACCCACCACCACAACCGCCAAAGCUCGUCCGGAUGUACUCAGAAUCGUCAAACCAGCCCGUGGACUAUGCACUUAAGGAGACGAGCCCGUAUCUGGGAGGCGGGAGAGUUGUCGGAGGGCGGGUUAUUCGUACCGAUAAAGCUUCUUCUACGUAUGAUCUAGUUGAAAAGAUGCAUUUCUUGUUUGUACGGGUUGUCAAGGCCCGUGAUCUUCCGGCUAUGGAUAUCACAGGAAGCCUCGACCCUUAUGUUGAGGUUAGGAUUGGGAACUAUAAAGGUGUUACGAGGCAUGUGGAGAAAAACCAGAAUCCGAUGUGGAAUAUUGUCUUCGCAUUCUCGAGGGAGAGGAUGCAAGCUAACGUACUCGAAGUCGUCGUAAAAGACAAGGAUCUGGUGAAAGACGAUUUUGUCGGGUUUGUGAGGUUUGACCUGAACGAGGUUCCAUUGCGGGUCCCACCCGAUAGCCCGUUAGCUCCGCAAUGGUACCGACUCGAGGACAAGAAGGGGGAGCGGAUAAAGAGCGAGCUGAUGCUAGCUGUCUGGAUUGGGACUCAAGCCGACGAAGCUUUUCCCGAUGCAUGGCACUCGGAUGCAGCCACCCCGGUUGACAGUUCGGGUGCAGCCUCAGUGCUGAUACGAUCGAAGGUCUAUCAAGCACCACGAUUAUGGUAUGUUCGAGUCAAUGUGAUCGAGGCUCAAGACUUGGUUCCCACAGAUAAGACUCGUUUCCCUGAUACUUAUGUGAAGGCUCACAUUGGAAGCCAGGUUAUGAAGACGAAGUCGGUCCAGGCUCGAUCACUUAACCCGUUAUGGAACGAGGAUCUACUGUUUGUUGCAGCCGAGCCUUUCGAGGACCAUCUGAUCCUCACGGUUGAGGACCGUGUGGGUCCGGGAAAAGACGAGAUUCUCGGGAGAGUGAUCAUACCGUUGAACAUGGUCGAAAAACGGGCCGAUGAUCGGAUGAUCCAUUCUCGAUGGUUUAAUUUAGAAAAGCCCGUUGUAGUUGAUGUCGACCAGCUGAAGAAAGAUAAGUUUUCGAUGAGAAUUCAUCUCAGGAUCUGUCUUGAUGGGGGUUAUCAUGUUCUUGAUGAGUCGACUCACUAUAGUAGCGAUCUUCGACCGACUGCAAAACAGCUUUGGAAGCCAACAAUCGGGGUUUUGGAGCUCGGGAUUUUGAAUGCUGUCGGGCUGCACCCAAUGAAAACCCGAGAUGGAAGAGGGACCUCUGAUACUUAUUGUGUAGCGAAAUACGGGCAUAAAUGGGUCAGAACCCGAACCAUAGUCGAUAACCUGUGUCCCAAGUAUAACGAGCAGUAUACGUGGGAGGUGUUUGAUACUGCAACGGUUCUUACCGUUGGUGUUUUCGAUAACAGUCAGCUUGGGGACAAGGGUUCGAAUAGCAAAGAUUUGAAGAUCGGGAAAGUCAGGAUCCGUAUUUCAACCCUCGAGGCAGGUCGGGUCUAUACCCAUUCGUAUCCGUUGCUUGUGUUACACCCGGCAGGUGUGAAGAAAAUGGGUGAGGUCCAUUUGGCGAUCCGGUUCUCGUGCACCAACUUUGUCAACAUGCUUUAUACUUACUCGCGCCCCUUGUUACCGAAAAUGCACUAUGUUCGGCCUUUCAGCGUUAUGCAACUCGACAUGUUGCGCCACCAGGCGGUGCACAUUGUUGCCGCUAGGCUGGGUCGGGCGGAGCCUCCGCUACGGAAGGAGGUGGUGGAGUAUAUGUCGGAUGUCGAUUCCCACCUCUGGAGCAUGCGGCGGAGCAAAGCCAACUUUUUCCGGCUAAUGACGAUUUUUGCGCCACUGUUUGCCGUUUCAAAGUGGUUUGGCGACAUUUGUAUGUGGCGGAACCCGAUCACCACGGUCCUCGUUCAUGUCCUCUUCAUCAUGCUUGUUUGCUUCCCGGAAUUAAUCUUGCCAACAGUUUUCCUCUACAUGUUCUUGAUCGGGAUAUGGAAUUUCCGGUACCGUCCUCGGUACCCACCCCACAUGAACACAAAGAUUUCCCAAGCCGAAGGGGUGCACCCCGACGAGCUCGAUGAAGAAUUCGACACGUUCCCGACGAGCCGGAACCCGGACCUGGUGCGAAUGAGGUACGACCGUCUACGAAGUGUGGCUGGGAGGAUACAAACCGUGGUGGGGGACAUUGCAACCCAAGGAGAAAGGAUGCAGUCACUGCUGAGCUGGCGAGACCCUCGAGCCACAGCUAUCUUCGUGACAUUAUGUUUAGUUGCAGCAAUCGUGUUGUAUGUGACACCGUUUCAAGCGAUCGCAGCUCUGAUUGGGAUUUUUAUGAUGAGGCACCCUAGGUUUCGCCAUCGUCUCCCCUCUGUGCCCGUUAACUUCUUCCGAAGGCUGCCGGCUAGGACCGACAGUAUGCUGUGAGGAUCUUACAUAGCUCGGUUCAUUAGACGGUUGGGUCCGCUAGCCAACUGAUCGACAAAUAAGAUAUGUUGUAACCUCUGUUGUUUAGGUUGUACUUUGAAAACCGUAACUGUUCUGAUUGUUUAAUAAAUAUUUAU